Lottia gigantea (owl limpet) is the source of this 3269-nucleotide messenger RNA. RefSeq lists its product as hypothetical. NCBI's taxonomy places the organism in Eukaryota, Metazoa, Mollusca, Gastropoda, Lottiidae. The record is from RefSeq and is a predicted model, not a curated record. Bases 1 to 2670 code for a protein of 889 amino acids. The transcript is spliced from 13 exons.
AUGGGUAACGAAUUAUAUACAUCGACAACAUUACAUCGAUAUGGACUGCGUGAAAUACUCGUGACUCUGAACUACUGGAAUAAUGAGAUAAAGCCGAAAUAUCGGAAAACAACAUCCCGUAAUGAAAAUGAUGGCUGUAACCUACCUACCAAUUUACAAGGAUCGUUUCUCGACAGCACCAAAGGCUUAUUGAAUUUCAAUACAACUAGUCUCAGUGGGUAUAAUAUUGGUUCUCUAGGAUCGUUUGAAUUCAGCUGUUUUCUGGCGGUCGCUAACAGAUUCAUCUUAGAGUCCAAUACCUUCAAGUAUUUUGAUUUGAACUGGAAAGCGUAUGUUUGUUGGGAUUUGAAUGAAAUAUCGUCGGACCAGUAUUCUUAUUAUGAGAUGUCAAAUCGACUAUCAGAUGCUGGAAAUGAACGAGUCAAGAUGUAUUUAGAAGGACAAACUAUUAAUACUAACGAGAUCUGUGCAUUAUCCUCUCAAAUAUCUGGUUCUUAUAAAAUUCUGUUGAAAAAUGAAUCACUCAGCACAACGAGUACUGCAUGUCCGACAGCAUUACAACAGUAUUUUACCUACACUGUAGAUGUAGGAAACGGUAACGACUCCUGUUCUGACCAAUCUACGUUAUUUGGUGUCUGUUCAGCUACAUCCGAGAUGACAUUCAACUAUACUGCGGGAUGUUCAACACAAAUGAUGGCCUAUUCUUCGACUGGUAUCGUCCAUUGUCUUCAUUCUGUUCAAGCGAAUAAUUUAACAUAUUUAACAGUAUUUAACCGAGAUUAUUCACCAACAGUCAACGAUACCUACCAAUUAACGUGUUUGGUUUUGGAUACCAGUAACACCAGCCAGAUAGAGUUUACCCAAUAUCCCAAACAGUGUCAAGACGACCAGAAUGCCACCUACGUUCCGUCUCCCGGAGCUGCUGCCGUUUUAUCUUACUCUGUUGAAUCAACUACAGCCCUACCUACAACGACUGAGCCAGCUCUUGCUGCUGCGAGUACAGACUGGAUUAUUGCCCUUGUUGUGGUUAUAAUCCUCUUAGUCAUCUUCAUCAGCAUUGUCCUUGUGUACUAUUACAUCAGCUUCAAGAAGGAAUUUGAAGCCAAGCAGAAGAAACUGGACGAUAAACGCGCUGUUGAUACAGUCGAUGGUCGAUACAACGAAGAAGAUGAUGCUUUUGGAGAACGAGGUAAAGCCCCUCCUCAUCUUAGGAUCAUGUUCCCUGAUUACACCAAGCGAUCCAUCAAGAAAUACAAGGGUAAAGUCGAUGUGGAGACUUCGUACGGAUUUGAUGAUUUUGAUGGAGAGUUUGUAUAUGAUAAUGGAUUCGACCCCAUCACAAAAACGUAUGAAGACAAGGCAAGCAAAGAAGAACGUAUGUCUAAUGAUAGUGCCCUUGGAAUGGAAGAAGAUGAUCGUUACAUUCCUCCACCUAUUGCCCCUACUCCUGAACACAGGACGAACCACGAAGUAAAAGCAUUUAGGAAAGUCCACGGGAGACAAGAUUUUAAAAGUGCAGCUGCCCUGACUGACGCAGCCAAUUCAAUGAAUCUCGUCAAAAAGAUCAAGAAAUUCGCCCGAAAGAAGAAACGAAAGUCCGAAAUUUAUCAAACGCCAGAGCCCGGCUUCAACACAAACAGAACAGAAGAUACUCAACGAUCAGCAAACCCCAAUUAUGUUCGAGGUAUUGGAAAAGGACACGAAACUGACCGAGGUCGGGAGUCAAAACGAAAAGUUAAUCCUGAAAACACCAAUCCUAAGAAUGCAACACAACUUGACGCCAUUGACAGUAAUUUAUAUUCUUCCUCCAAGGCCAACCGGUACCAAGACAGUUCAAAACCUUCUGACGAUGACGUUUCUAGUAUUUUAGCGGGCACCGUCUUGAAUGAUUCGGAACACCAAGGAUUCAAGAAACGACUACCAAUGAAGGGGGUACACUAUUCUCCACGUGGACCUGGAGUCAUCAUGGAGGACCUGGAAGAAGAUGUGAGUAAACAGUAUACAGAGGGUUUUGUGUCCAAUGAACCCGAGAGUCCACAAUCGGCUCUACCAAGUGGUCCAUUAUCGACCAGAUUACCACCGUUAACUCCCCGAAAACCAGAGAAGCAUAAGGAACGAACUAAAAGUGGCAGUGAAACAAGCAUGACAGUAACACCGAAUAUGAAAAUUAGAAGAUAUGAAAAUUACGGAGAAGGUGUGAAUCCAAACGAGCCCAUGUCACUCUCUGAUAGAAAUAACUUACAUUAUAUUCAGAGAUUGAACCGUAAAGGUCCCAAACGUCUUGGGUCGUUUCGUCAAAGUAAAAGCGCAGGGUCUCAGGGUGAACUGAAAAGGAAGAAUUUAAGUGAAGAUAAAUAUAAGAAGUUACUUGAAGAAUUAUAUCCGGAUAAAAAAUAUUUUGACUACACUAAAGAUUCUUGCCGUCCAAGUGAAGAAUACCUAUCUAACAAAACAAACGAGGGAUUGGAAUAUUUACAGCAGUGUGCCGAGUAUUGGGAAGAACAUCAAGUUCCAGAGAGACCUCAUUCUACCCCCUCACAGUCUAAAGGUUCUAAAUCAGCUCGCUCGACCAAAGAACGUCAGAGUGGGUCCGGUGGUUUAAGUCGAAACCAAAGUGUCCAUACAUCACAGUAUGGUGGCAACGACAACUUCCCUCCUGCCGUUUCCUAAUUUCUUUUUGUAAACUAUUUAUUCCAACAUAACGAUUAAGGAAGAUGCUUUCGUCUAUAGUGUUGGUCCUAAUUUUGAAAAUUCCAAUGAAUGUUUUUCGGUGUUUUGAAACUAACUAUUUCUUAUUUUGAUUUUCUGGGAGACUUGUGUAUUGAUUUUCAAAACCUGAACGUUACUUUGAUUUCUAUUAAUUAUUAAAACAUCUUUACAUCCAAAUACUUUACGCGGUGUAACUUGGCGGCUGAUUUUUUCGUUGAAAUUGUGCUGAGACUUACUUGAUGAUGUUUUCGACGAUACUACAUUUUUUUUAAAUGUUCCAUGAAAAAAUGGGGACGGACGAUUCCUUGUCGAAACCCAACAUUAUUUCUACGAUUAUUUGUUAUAUUUUGCAUUGUUACGUGUGUUUGAUAUUGAACUGCUAAGAAGUAUUGUUUAAAUUUAUAACAUUUUAAUGUAUAUAUUGUAUAAUUUAUAUUAAUGAUAUGUAAAUUUAUGUACAUACUUAAUUUAAUAUUCAUUAAGCGUGGCGCAUUAUAUCAUGGUUAUUUUGUAUUAAAUGUUUGUGUAUAUACUUUAAAUAAUUACCUACUGCGUGAAGU